UUUUUGUCGAAAAGUCAACAGAUGGGAACUACUGAUCUGAGACAGCUGUUGGAGAGUCUUUGCAAUAAUUCAGACUGGAAAUAUGCUGUUCUUUGGAAGAUGGGACAUGGGAGCCCAAUGAUUUUGACUUGGGAAGAGGGGUAUUUUGAUUGCCCAAAACCACGAGAACCUUUGCAAACUAUAUCCUCAGAUGUUUACUGCAAUGGUGGGAAUGAUCUAGUUUCUUCCCUCCGCGAUGCGAGUGCGUCUAAUGCUAACUUUGGGGGACAUCAACUCGAACUUGUCGUGGCUGAUAUGUUGCAUCUUCAGUAUCCCUUAGGAGAGGGGGUCGUUGGUGAAGUGGCAUAUACAGGGGACCAUUUCUGGCUUUCGUUCAACAGUAUUUUUUCUAGUGAAAUGAGCAAGAAUUUAGUUCCUGAGUUUCCAGAAGAAUGGCUGCUUCAGUUUGCAUCCGGUAUCAAGACUAUCUUGCUGGUGCCUGUACUUCCACAUGGAGUUGUGCAGCUUGGAUCAUUUGACGAGGUUGCUGAAGAUAUUCAAAUAGUUGCCUAUAUUAAAGGUAGAUUCAAUGAUCUUCACAGUACUAGAGAACAUGCAGUUCCUCUCACUUUAAAGAGGGAGUUUAAAGCUCAGUCUACACUAAUCUCUUGUCCUGUUGAGCAAUUAAAUGCAACUUCAGCUAUUUCCAUUAGCCAAGUGAAAAGUGAAGAUUCAAAUUAUUCAAUACCUGUCAAUAGUGUCAAGCUACAUAAAGAUGAGCAACCAGAAGAUUUCAAAUGUGAAAGCAAAAAUAAUACUCCAUCACCUAUCUUUGCUGAUGUGUCCCCUCCAAGUGAAUAUCUAAGCGCCAGCCAACCAGGGAUGGUUGAGAGUAAGAUAUUUGAACUCUCUUAUCUGAUGGAUGAAUUGCAAGCAUAUUCUGACUGUAAUGAGUACAAUGUGGGAUGGUUUGGAGAACCCUUGGAUGGGAUGAUGAAUACUUAUCCUGCUGCAGAUAUGGUAGAGCAGUCAUCUGGAGGCAUGGAUGCUAAUGAGGUGUAUCAUAUAAAUAGACAGAGUUUUCUUAGCUUUCCCAAAGGCAGUGAGUUGCAUAAAGUACUUGGACCACCUUUUUUGAGCCAGACCAACGAAAAAACAUGGGAACCAUCUUUAUUGGUGGAGGACAGUUGCAAGAGCUCAAAUUUCAUCUUCAGCGAAGAUCGCAGUGCAAGAAUUGAGCCUUCUUUGUUUGCUACAGAAGGUGAGGUCGAGUUUCUGCUGGAACCAGUGGCUGGCAAUUCAUAUAGCAGUUCAGAUAAUGCGUCUUCUAACAGAUCCCAUAGUUUGAAGUCAUCUGAAAGGUUGUCAGGACACCUUCUUGCUACUUCUCAAAACCAAUUUCAAACAAGAACGUUGGUGGGGGAUGAUUUGGCACCAUGGAGCCAUCUAGCAUCUGUUUGUAUUUCUGGAAGUGGAAAAACUGAUAUUACAGUUGCUUUAGAUAGCAUGAUGAGUACAAUUUUUGACCAGGAACAACAGGGAAAGGAUCAAAGUUACAAGCACCCUUGGAAAGGCCAGAAGAUGUCAAACGUAGCCAGAAGAAGGGCCAGACCUGGUGAAAACCAAAAGCCAAGGCCAAGGGAUAGGCAGCUGAUCCAGGACCGGGUAAAGGAGCUGAGGGAGCUUGUCCCAAAUGGUUCGAAGUGUAGCAUUGAUGGCCUCUUGGAUCAAACCAUAAAGCACAUGCAGUAUUUAAGAAGUGUGACUGACCAGGCUGAGAAAUUGAGGCAGUGGGUGCAUCAAGAGGUUGCUGAUCGCAAGAACUGCAGAUCGUCUGAAACCAAUGUGAAUAUCCAAAGUGGGAAAAGCUGGGCCUUUGAAUUUGGAAAUGAUCUACAGAUAUGUCCUAUUGUUGUGGAAGACCUUGCAUACCCAGGACACCUCCUCAUAGAGAUGCUUUGCAAUGAUCGUGGCGUUUUCUUGGAGAUAGCCCAGGUGAUCCGCAGUCUAGAUUUGACCAUCCUGAAGGGCGUGAUGGAAAGUCGAUUAAGUAACACAUGGGCACAUUUCAUUGUUGAGGCUUGCAAAGGUUUCCAUAGACUGGACAUAUUCUGGCCGCUGAUGCAGCUUUUGCAGAGGAAAAGGAGUUCUAUAUCUGGCAAGAUUUGAUGCAUCCUCGGCCCGUUAGAUGAGAUUUUAUUAGAAAACCUGGAUAUGAGGGACUGUUGUGUUUCUCAUCAAACUAAAUGUCCUUCGUAUUUUAAAAUACGUAAUUCGAACUGCUGUUGUAUUAUUACAAGGAGUGAUGGUUUGUGUACAAAUGAAGAGAGCUUGUUCUUGCAAAUGUAAUGCUUCGUUAGAUCUGAAUUAAUUCUGAGAAAGGGGAACGU
Molecule: messenger RNA, 2369 nt
Organism: Populus euphratica (Euphrates poplar)
Lineage: Eukaryota; Viridiplantae; Streptophyta; Magnoliopsida; Malpighiales; Salicaceae
Product: transcription factor EMB1444-like
Exons: 10
Coding region: 22-2148 (708 amino acids)
Biological process (GO): regulation of DNA-templated transcription
Molecular function (GO): DNA-binding transcription factor activity; protein dimerization activity
Source: RefSeq, a predicted model, not a curated record